AUGGCACUACCAACACCACCAUCCCCACCAUUAAACCAAGUAUCAAGCUCACCAAGCCAACCAAGUCAAGUUCAUCCAUCGCACAUCCAGCCACCUGCCUCAGCAAGCACAGCACCCAAGAGACAACAACUAUGCAAACGAUGUGGUCACUUAAGAAAGGGACACACAUAUCCAAAGAAUAGUGCAGUCAGAUGCCCCAGAUGCAGUAAUGGUGUGUGUGCGACCCAUGAUACAUGUACAUCGACUCCAAAACAUUCAACCGCUUUGCAACCAACACUCCAUUAUGGACACAUUGCUGAAUACAUCUUACCUUAUCAUCUUUCCCAAGCAACAAUUUUUGGUUUUCCAAUUGAGAGCAAUGCAUGUACUGUCAUUGCAGCCAUUGGGGCUAUGAAAUUUCUCCAUGGUGAACUCCCAAUGCCCUCUCCUCAAGGAAUUAUCUACACCAUUGCAUCAUUUGCUAACACCAUGAGGGACGGAAAUAUCCAUUACAAUUCCUUAGCCACGCCUUCUCAUCAGUUUAAUCUGGAUGCCAGGGAGGCCCUGCAGACAAGACAAUAUAACUUUGGACUGACAAGUUCACGGGACAUUGGGAUUGUUUCUCCAGCCUCUCUCACAAAUGAGCUCAAUCACAUAUGCAGAAGUGAAGAAAAUCUAUGUGCAAUACUUAUAACUUCUCCCGACAAGUCCAUGUUGCUUUGCUUUAGAAAUGAACAAAACAAAAUAGCACUUUUAGACAGCCAUCAACAUGGUAGUUAUGGUGGACUUAUUGCAGUGGCAACUUAA
Messenger RNA from Porites evermanni, 786 nucleotides. The record is from the annotation of a GenBank genome assembly. NCBI's taxonomy places the organism in Eukaryota, Metazoa, Cnidaria, Anthozoa, Scleractinia, Poritidae.